Ricinus communis (castor bean) is the source of this 2033-nucleotide messenger RNA. RefSeq lists its product as uncharacterized. NCBI's taxonomy places the organism in Eukaryota, Viridiplantae, Streptophyta, Magnoliopsida, Malpighiales, Euphorbiaceae. The record is from RefSeq and is a predicted model, not a curated record. Bases 316 to 1857 code for a protein of 513 amino acids. The transcript has a single exon.
ACACGUAGAUAGAAUUAGUCAUUUUUUAUUUCUCAUGUUAAGAAGAGUUUUACUAACCGCAAACAACCUUUUUUCUUUUUGAAAUAAACUUGUUUUAAGAAUUUGAUGUAAUAUGAACUUUUGUUCUACCGGAAUUCUAAUAGAUCGGUACAAUCAGUAUCUUCUCUUUCUAGAAUGGGGAAUAAGUACCCUUUUCUUCUUCUUUUAAUUUCUCUUUCUUAGAACCGUACGUCCCUGAAGUUGAAACAGCUUUCUAAAGUUCCAAAUUUUAACCCAAAACCCAUCAAUCGCAAUCAAAAUCCAAUACCCGUCGCAAUGCCACCAGAAACUCGAUCAAAAAGAUUCGAUCUUUCCCUCAAUGAUGUCGUGGAGAAUGACAGGGAACCCAAAAAGCCUCGGAAAUGGCUUCAAUCAGGGGAAAUAUCGUAUUUUUCAUCAAAAGCAUGCAUGGAGAGGUACCAUUCUCGUUUUAUUUAUGGAGAAACUGUUCCUGGUAGGUCUAUUGAUUUGGGAUUUUUUAAUCAAGAAGGGUUUCAGCUUGGUAAAUGGUUUAAACAUAUGAAUUGGGUAUCUUUUAUUUUGAUAAAAGAAAAAUUCUAUCCCGAGUUAGUGAGGCAUUUUUAUGCAAAUUUAUCAUUUGAUGCUGAUAAAGCUCAGAUAAACUCUUUUGUUAAAGGAAAGGAAAUUAGGUUGAAUCAAAAGUCUCUAAAGAAGAUUAUUGGAAUUCCUAAUUUUGGUACUGAGAUUUAUGAGAAUGAUUAUAAAUGGGUGGAAAAUGAUGUUGGGAUUAGUAGAGUAGAAGCAUUUAAAAUGCUUCUUGAAAAUCCCGACUCUUCUGUAGUAUCUUCAAAGGUCGAUGCUUGUCACUUGAAAUUGGAAAUGAGAUUGCUUCAUCUUAUGGUAGUGCAUAUAAUACUGCCUAGAAAAAGGAGUUUGAAUUGUGUUUCUGAUAUGGAUUUGUUGGUUAUGUGGCAUAUUCUUAACGGUAUGGAUUUUAAUCUGCCAUUUGUUUUGUUAUCUCAUAUGGUUGCAUGCUCAGAAAAGAAAAAUGCAUAUCUGCCAUAUGGAAUGAUGCUUACAUUAAUCUUCAAGCAUUUUAAAGUUUCUCUUGAGGAAGAGGAGUGUAAGGAAUUGAAAAGUUCAGAUAUUUACAGUGAGGUUACUCUGCGUAAGAUGGGGUAUGUGAAGAGUGAAAAGGGCUGGUUUCUUAAAAAGGAUAAAGCUGUUGCUCAUCCAAUCUUAUCUCAGGAGAAUCUAAAUGUUAGUGAGAUUCAAGAUUCUCCCGCUACUCAACUUUCACUUGCUAUUUCAGCACCAGCUAAUUCACUGCCUGAUCCAAAUCCUGCAUCCUCUGCCCCUCCAUCUCCAAAUGUAGUUUUCUCUGCAGAGGAAGGACGAGCCCCAGAUAAAGCUCGGCAACCAAGUGUUGUUCAAGGUGUUUUCCUCCUUGUAAUAGCUAUGCAGGAAGACAUGAGGACUAUGACUAUGGGCUCCAAGUUGGAUGAUUUGCAAAGCAAGAUUGGGAAUUUGCGAUCCCUAAUUACUCAACUUGGAAUCAAACGGCAAGAGAGGACCAUUGCAGAUAUUUUUCUCCUCCUAGAGGUUAUUAUGGCAAACAUGAGGACUUUGCGCUCCAAGAUGGAUAAUUUUGGAAACAAGAUUGAUCAUUGGCAAUCCCAACUAAAUGAGUUUCUUAGGCAAAGCCAAGGUAUGGAACAAUUUGACAGAGAGUGCAUAGAACUGAUGGUUGCUGAGACAAUUACAUUUCAAGGACGAAACCGAGGUAUCAUACAUGACUUUGAAACCAUUCGUAGCGAAAUCCAGGAUGUUUGGGAUUGCUUAUCUUCUAACAUGUGAUAAGUGCUUCUCCGCCAGUUGAAUUUUUGCAUUUGGUAUAUUUUGGCUUAUUUAGCACAUUGGCUAGCUAGCGUAGGUAUUGUCUAACUUUUGGAUAUUUCCAUCUUUACUAGCCAUAUAAUUCUCGACAUAUUUCUGGUGGUUAUUUUGAAAUUCGACCAAAUGCAUUUGGAGUA